AUGGCGACUGAAUCAGAGAAAGGCCCAGCAUCAGUCUUUGACUUGACUGUUAAGGAUGCUAAAGGAAACAAUGUGGAUCUUAGCAUGUAUAAAGGAAAAAUCCUACUGAUUGUCAAUGUUGCUUCUAAAUGUGGGAUGACCAACUCAAAUUACACUGAGCUAAAUCAACUAUAUGAAAAGUACAAAGAUCAAGGGCUGGAGAUUCUGGCAUUUCCAUGCAAUCAGUUUGGUGAAGAAGAACCAGGAAGCAAUGAACAGAUUGUAGACUUUGUCUGCAGCCGAUUUAAGUCUGAAUUUCCCGUCUUUGGUAAGAUUGAAGUGAAUGGGGAUAAUGCUGCUCCACUUUACAAGUUCUUGAAGCUGGGAAAGUGGGGAAUUUUUGGAGACGAUAUUCAAUGGAACUUUGCUAAGUUCUUGGUUGAUAAGAAUGGACAGGCCGUUGAUCGUUAUUAUCCCACCACGUCCCCUGUCACCAUUGAGAGAGAUGUGAGGAAGCUUUUGGGGCUAUCUUGA
This is a messenger RNA of Fraxinus pennsylvanica, 513 nucleotides long. The record is from the annotation of a GenBank genome assembly. NCBI's taxonomy places the organism in Eukaryota, Viridiplantae, Streptophyta, Magnoliopsida, Lamiales, Oleaceae.